Molecule: messenger RNA, 4704 nt
Organism: Setaria italica (foxtail millet)
Lineage: Eukaryota; Viridiplantae; Streptophyta; Magnoliopsida; Poales; Poaceae
Exons: 5
Coding region: 1-4704 (1567 amino acids)
Source: RefSeq, a predicted model, not a curated record
AUGUCCUCCGGCUCCUCGUCAGCGGCGCCGGCGGCUCCGUCACCACUGCCGCCGUCGCCGAGGGAGCACGUGGAGAGGAUCCGGAGGGAGCGUUACUUCAUCGGGCGCGGCGAGCGGAACCCGCUGGCGGAGGACAUGCACCAGGCCGUCAACUACCUCAGCCAGGAACUCUACUCCAAGGACGUCCACUUCCUCAUGGAGCUCAUACAGAAUGCUGAAGAUAAUGAUUAUCCUUCUGGAGCUGCUCCAGCUUUGGAGUUUGUAAUUACAUCCAAAGACAUCACCUGUAGUGGAGCCACUGCCACCCUCCUAGUGUUCAACAACGAGAGUGGCUUUACUCCAGCAAACAUUGAAUCCAUUUGCAGGAUUGGGAAAUCUACAAAAAGGGGUAAACGGAGCAGUGGUUACAUUGGGGAGAAAGGUAUUGGUUUUAAAAGUGUGUUUCUAGUAUCCCGCAAUCCUCAUAUAUUUAGCAAUGGGUACCAAAUUAAAUUCAGGGAAGAUCCGUCCCCAGAAUGUGGUAUCGGGUAUAUUGUUCCCGAGUGGGUUGAAGAAAAUCCAAGUAUUUCGGACAUUGCCAAGAUAUACAGCAGUUUUAAAAGUCUUCCAACCACAACUUUUAUAUUACCUCUGAAAAGUGAUAAAAUAGAUGCUGUGAAAAAAGAGCUAUCAAACACACAUCCUGAAGUACUAUUGUUUCUUUCAAAGAUUAGACAAAUUUCUGUACGGGAGGUUAAUGAUGAUCUGAAUGCUACUAGUCUGAGUCAAAUUUCUAUAUCAAGUGAAGCUGAUGCUUUGACGAGGAAGGAUAUUGGUGCAGAGUCCUAUACUCUUCACCUAUCAGCUGAUGAGGACGAGAGAGAUGGGCAACACUGUAGCUACUACAUCUGGAAGCAACAUUUCCCUGUGAAACCAGAAUGCUAUGUGCAGAAGAGAGAAGGAAUAGAUCAGUGGGUUGUCAUGCUAGCAUUCCCCCAUGGACAGGCUGACUUUUUGCUGUCAUCAUCCCGAGAGUCCAUUCUACUUGACAGCCAGUGGAACCGAGGGAUUCUAGAAUGUGUACCUUCUGCAUUCGUUAAUGCUUUCCUGGCACUAGUGAAAUCAACAGAAAGUGCACCAGUGUUUGCGCUUCCACCUGUUUUCAAGUUUUUGCCUCUUAAUCACUCUUCAAUAGAGCUGAUGGAUUCUGUCAGGCUGUCCAUUAGAAACAAGCUGAUUGAUGUGGAUAUAGUCCCAUGUGAGACCUGUUCUUCAGUGAAAGUAUUCCGUAAGCCUACAGAGGUUUACAGGCUAAACUCUUCUUUCUGGAGCAUCAUAAACAGAGCAGUGAAGUUAGGAGUUGAUGUUCACAACAUUUCAUCGCAUGGCACAAAUAUUCUGAACUCCUACUUUGACAGUGAAGCAUAUGAUGAUGUGUUGGGAUUUCUCAAAAUUGGUUAUGUUGAUUCUGAAUGGUAUGGGAGGUGCAUCCUAGGAUCAGAUCUUGUGAAGCUGCUGCCUGAAGACAUUUAUUUUGAUCUUCUCAGUUUUGUUGCUGAGAACUGGAAAGCUAAGUUUGUUAGCACAAACAUGAUGGAAAUACCACUUGUAAAGUGUGUUGGUGGAGGUGGUGUAAUGACAUACAGGAGUGUGUGUGAAGCCACAACAGCAGAUGAGAGGCUAUGCAUGCUAUCUGACGAGGAAUCUGCACCAUCGAUCAUUAACUGGAACAAUGACUAUUUCUCAACAGUCUCUCGAACACUCUUUAUGCCACUAUCUACUCAGAAAGCACUGGGUCUAUUCUCCAAGAAAACAACUGUAGUGGAAUGGCUUGAGAAGUAUGUAGCAGUGAAGACCCUGACCCUACAUGAGUAUACUCUUAUGGUUGUGAAAGCUUUACCUGAGAAGAGCUUGGUUCUUGCUUUCACUCGAUUCAUCUAUCACUUGCAUUCAGAGAAGUUAAUGCCAGAAUGGAGUGUGAAACAAAUAUGCAACUCAAUGCCCCUAGUGGAUAAUUGUGGUCAUGUUGUUGUCACAAGAAGCAUAGUUCUCGUUCCAUCAAAAGGUAGUAAGUGGGGUGCACUAUUGGGUGAAAAUCCAUGGAGACCACAAAACUACAUUGAACUUGGUGAUGAUUACGUCUGUUCUGGAAAUUCUUCUGGUGAGCAUAUAUGUGAAGAUCAGUAUUUGUCCUUUAUCAGGACAUAUAUACAAGCCACUGAUGUGCCUCUUCUGAUUCCUCCAGAUGCUAGUUUUCCUGCUGCAUCAUCUUUCUUAACUGCAGAGAAUGCAGUUCUCCUUCUGGAAUGGAUUGAGAAUUUAAGGUCAAGGGGUGUAGGGUUACCUAAAAAAUUUGUAAGCUGCAUCAUGCAUGGGAAUUGGCUCAUGACAUCUGUUGGUUACCGUUCACCAGCAGAUUCGUUCAUGUCAAAUGAAGAGUGGGGCUGUUUGUUUCAGGCUAGACUUGCCUUUGUUGAUGUGCCAAUGAUUGAUCAAGAGUAUUACAUGGGCGAAAUGAAUGAUUUCAAGGAAGUACUGGCAUCACUAGGUGUGAAGUUUGAAUUUUCUCAAGCAAUGUCAUACAUUGGCGAGUGCUUCAUUUCAAUGGUAACAGGCACCCUGACAGGUGACAUGGUGCUUUCACUGCUCAGCUUCAUCAGAUUCCUUAAGCAGGAACACAUGUCAUCUGAUCAUCUCAUUAGGACCAUCAGAGGAGGAGAUUGGCUCAAGACCUGCUCUGGUUAUAGAUCACCUACUGGAUCUGUUCUUUUCAGUUCAGAAUGGAUGAUACCAUCUGAAAUCAGCUGUUUACCUUUUGUCGACAUAGACUUCUAUGGCCAUGAAAUCAGUGAAUACAAGUCAGAGCUUCAGCAUCUAGGUGUUCAUGUUAAAUUCAAACAGAAUUACCAGAUCAUUGUUGAUAACAUUAACCUUCCAAUAGGUCCAGUUACUUCUGGUGCUGCUAUACUAUUAUUGAAAUGUAUCAGACAUGCUGACUCAUGCAAGUACUUGGUGAAGGGGCUGAAGAAGCGCCAAUGGUUAAAGACUAAUGCUGGGUUUAGAGCUCCCCGGGAGACAUUUCUCCUAGAUCCAGAGUGGAAAUGCCUUGUAAAAUUCGCCGAUGUUGUUCCACUGCUCGAUUUGCCUUUCUAUGGUAACGAAAUCCUGACCUAUCGGGAUGAACUGAUGAAGAUCGGUGUCGUUGGUAGUCUGGACCAGGCAAGCAAUUCCAUAACUUAUUAUCUGAAACAACUCGUGUCAACAUCUUCCCUUACAAAGGAAAUUAGGCUUGCUCUGCUCUCCUGCUACAAGGAUCUGAGUGAUGAGGACAUGACAAUCCCAGCCAAUAUUCUCAAGUUUAUGCAAACAGAAAAGUGGCUGCAUACUACACAAGGUUUCAGGCCUCCAAACAAGUGUGUAUUCUCUGAUUCCUCAUGGGAACCGGUAAUGGCAGUUGCAAGCCUACCCUUCAUUGAUGACAGUGACUCAAGCAGUGGCACAGGGAAGGAAAUAUAUAACUAUAAGAAGGAGCUCAAGGCUUUAGGCGUUACCGUAGAUUUCAACCAGGGAGCAGACUUUGUCUUGUCAUGCCUAUCAACUGUGGAGGGACCACAAUUACCUAAACCCAAUGUUGUUAGCCCUUCUACCGGACUACAUGUUAGUAGUGACUCCGGAAAUACCAGCGAGGGCACCAACCAGAAUGUAGUAGCCUUGACCAGUGUUGAAAGCCCCCCUGUACUCGCGAGCAAAACUCUUGUAUCGUUGUUGAAAUGCAUACAUAGGAGCUCCAAUCCUAGAAGCUUCGCACUUAAAAUUGGAAAGAUGCAGAUGAAGUCAACUCUUGGUUACAGGUAUGCUGAUCAAUGUAUCCUUUUUGACUCAGCAUGGUCUUCAUAUCUCUGCAGGGAAGAUGGUCCUUUCAUAGAUGAAGCAUUCUAUGGCCCUGAGAUAUUAUCAUACAGGACAGAGUUUAGACUGAUUGGAGUUGUUGUGGAUGUUGGCUAUGGAUGCUCUCUGUUGGCGCAGGAUCUGAAACACUUCUCGAGAGGGGAUACCAUAACCAGGAUAUACAAAUACUUGGCAGCUUUCAAAUGGGAACCGAGAAAUAAAAGUGAAAGCUGGAUAUGGAUACCCAAGGGAAGAAGCACUGGCAAUUGGGUGUGCCCUGCCGAUUGUGUUCUUCAUGACUGGAAUGGUCUGUUUAGCACUCGUUUCUCAGUCUUGGACAAGUACUAUCAAAAGGAUUUGCAAGGGUUCUUCUCCAAUGUUCUUGGAGUUAGGCACAGCCCCAAAGUUUUAGAUCAUUGCAUUCUGUGGCGCUCUUGGGAGUGCACAUGUUUCGAGCUGACUCCAGCUAGCUGUUCAUUUUUCUGGGAGUUCAUUGGAAACUGUUGGAAUGCAACGACAGCAAAGCUCCUUUCAGGUUCUGUCACAAGAGUUCCUGUUCUUUCCGGUGGUAAGAUCAUCUUGCAGGAGGUCGAAGAUGUCUUUGUUCCAGAUGAUCUCGUCCUAAAGCAUUUGUUUGAUCAGUUCUCUUCAGAGCCAAUAUUCAUUUGGUAUCCAGCUGGUCUGUCAUUCAGAUCUCGAGCUCAGAUGGACACUAUCUACCAGAGCCUUGGUGUUCGAGCAAUCUCCAAGGCUGUCACAAAAGAUGAAACCUGUAUGUUGAACAUGAAUACCUGCCAAGUAGUAGAGAUGAAAGAUGCUAUGCGUGAAGGCUCUUGA